Messenger RNA from Papaver somniferum (opium poppy), 840 nucleotides. Its product is annotated as polygalacturonase-like. The transcript is spliced from 6 exons. The record is from RefSeq and is a predicted model, not a curated record. Lineage: Eukaryota; Viridiplantae; Streptophyta; Magnoliopsida; Ranunculales; Papaveraceae. The coding region runs from base 1 to 840 and encodes 279 amino acids. Gene Ontology annotation, molecular function: polygalacturonase activity. Gene Ontology annotation, biological process: carbohydrate metabolic process.
AUGAUCAUUCCAGGAGGAAGGACAUAUUUUCUUACUCCUUUGACAUUUAAAGGACAUUGCGAGAGCGCGAAUAUUUUGGUCAAGGUUGAUGGGAACAUCGUUGCUCCAGAAUCUCCAGAUGCAUGGAAUGGACUUGAUGUACACUUAUGGAUAUCAUUCAAAGAGGUGAACGGACUUACCAUAAGUGGUGGUGGUACCAUUGAUGGCCGCGGCAAGAAAUGGUGGGAUCAGUCGUGCCGAUACCAUCCUGGACCUGGAUGCACCAAAUUGGCGCCAACGGUAUUGAGAUUUUUGCAAUGUGAUGACUGCAUAUCUAUUGGAGAUCACAUUGAUGACAUUCACAUCGAUAACAUUAACUGCGGACCUGGUCAUGGUAUAAGCAUCAGAAGCUUGGGUAUAAACGGGGGCGAGGCAAAAGUGCAAGACAUCCGUGUUACGAAUUCCCACUUCCGUGACACUACUAACGGAAUGCGGAUCAAGACAUAUCAAGGCGGGAAUGGAUAUGCGAAGGAUUUUUACUUCAAGAAUCUCAAUUUUGAUACUGUUUCCAACCCUAUAAUCAUCGAUCAAUAUUACUGCGCAGUGGCAGGUGCCUGCCCCCCUCAGAAUACUGCUGUUCAGAUCAAGAAUGUGACAUACGAGCACUUCACUGGAACAUCAGCUACGCAAGCGGCAGUGGUUCAAAACUGCAGUCAAGCUAUUCCUUGCACUGAACUAACAUUUAAUAACAUACAAUUAUCGCCUGCAAAACGGGGAGAACCUGUCAAGUCGGUUUAUAUCAACGCUCAUGGAGAAAGAGCCGGAUUGCUUCGGCCUAAGAUUCCAUGUCUGCUUAAUUGA